AUGGGUGAUGAGAGUAGGGAGAAGGAUGAUGAGAGGAGGGAGAAGGGAGAUGAGAGUAGGGAGAAGGGUGAUGAGAGUAGGGAGAAGGGUGAUGAGAGUAGGGAGAAGGGUGAUGAUAGUAGGGAGAAGGGUGAUGAGAGUAGCGAGAAGGGUGAUGAGAGUAGGGAGAAGGGAGAUGAGAGUAGGGAGAAGGGUGAUGAGAGUAGGGAGAAGGGUGAUGGUGAUGAGAGUAGGGAGAAGGGUGAUGAGAGUAGGGAGAAGGGUGAUGAGAGUAGAGAGAAGGGUGAUGAGAGUAGGGAGAAGGGUGAUGAGUGUAGGGAGAAGGGUGAUGAGAGUAGGGAGAAGGGUGAUAAGAGUAGGGAGACGGGUGAUGAGAGUAGGGAGAAGGGUGAUGAGAGUAGGGAGAAGGGAGAUGAGAGUAGGGAGAAGGGUGAUGAGAGUAGGGAGAAGGGUGAUGAGAGUAGGGAGAAGGGUGAUGAGAGUAGGGAGAAGGGUGAUGAGAGUAGGGAGAAGGGUGAUCAGAGUAGGGAGAAGGGUGAUGAGAGUAGGGAGAAGGGUGAUGAGAGUAGGGAGAAGGGUGAUUAG
Molecule: messenger RNA, 585 nt
Organism: Closterium sp. Naga37s-1
Lineage: Eukaryota; Viridiplantae; Streptophyta; Zygnematophyceae; Desmidiales; Closteriaceae
Source: the annotation of a GenBank genome assembly